GUCCCCUCGUCCACCGUCGAGUCGAUCCCUCCGCCUCGCCCAGUUGCCUUGCUCUCGUGCUCUCCACCCGCUUCCGCUUCCCCGCAAAACCCUAGCCCCGCCACAUGCACCGCGGCGGCGGCGACCGCUCCGGAGGCCGGUUUCAGCGGGGCCCCUCUCGCUGGUCCAGCGGCGGCGGAGGCGGCGGUGGCGGAGGAGGAGGUAGCCCACCCCACCGCUACUCCCGCGGCGGGGAGGAAGGCGGUGGCGGUGGCGGGAGGUUCCACCCGUACCGUGGCUCUUCCGACUAUUCUGGCGGCGGUGGCGGGGGUGGAGGGUACAGAGGCGGUGGCGGUGUGGACGACUUCGGCAAGCAGAGGCACCGGUACGGCGGCGGUAACCGAGGCGGAGGCCGUGGGGAUUUCCAAGAUCAUGAUAGCAGAAGUAAUUAUGUCAAACUUUUUGUUGGCUCUGUUCCGAGGACAGCAACUGAAGAAGAUGUCCGUCCUUUAUUUGAGGAACAUGGAGAUGUUCUUGAAGUUGCUUUAAUCAAGGAUAGGAAGACUGGUGAACAGCAAGGUUGUUGUUUUGUUAAAUAUGCUACUUCGGAGGAGGCAGAUAGGGCCAUCAGGGGUCUUCACAACCAAUACACUUUACCUGGAGCGAUGGGUCCUGUUCAAGUUAGAUAUGCUGAUGGCGAAAGGGAACGACAUGGGGCCAUUGAGCACAAAUUAUUUGUUGCGUCCCUCAAUAAGCAAGCAACUCCAAAGGAGAUUGAAGAGAUCUUUGCUCCAUAUGGUCAUGUGGAAGAUGUUUACAUUAUGAGAGAUGGCAUGAGGCAGAGCCGAGGUUGUGGAUUUGUCAAAUUCUCAUCAAAAGAGCCAGCAGUGGCAGCUAUGAAUGCCCUUAGUGGGACUUACAUAAUGAGGGGGUGCGAGCAACCAUUAGUCAUAAGAUUUGCUGAUCCUAAGAGGCCUAGACCUGGAGAAUCGAGGGGUGGCCCUGCAUUUGGAGGUCCUGGUUUCAGUCCUCGAUCAGAUGCAGCCCUUGUUAUCAGGCCAACAGCCAAUCUUGAUGAACCAAGGGGUCGGCACAUGCCUUCUGACUCUUGGCGUCCAUCAAGUCCAAGGUCAAUGGCAUCUAAUCAAUACAAUAAUUUUGGAUCUGACAAUCCCUUGGCGCUUGGUGGUGCUGUAACAUCAGCAGAUACUGCUGGUUUUCGACCUCCGAUGUUUCCUGGAAAUGGCUCCUUAUCAACUCAGACAGCUGUGCCAACUUCAUCGCAUGUGGGCAUGAACCCUCCCAUGGUACAAGGGCAUCAUCUGGGAAGCCAACAGAUCCCACCCAUGCAAAAGCCACCUGGUCCACCACAGAACUUCCCCGUACAAUUGCAGAAUGCUCAGCAAGGACAGCCCCUGCAGGGAUCUAUUCAACAGAUUGGGCAGCUUCAGGUUCCGCAAUCCACAGGACCUGUUUCAUAUGGCCAGAAUAUGCCAUCUAUGCAAUUACCUGGCCAACCUCCAGCAUCACAGCCAUUGAUGCAACAGAAUGCUUCUCUAGGUGCUUUACAGGCUCCUUCAUCUGUACAGUCCAAUCCCAUGCAGGGCCAGCAGCAACUUCCCACCAGUGUUGCUCCCCAAAUGCUCCAGCAGUCAAUGCAGCAGAUGCCUUCACAAGCACCACAGUUGCUGCUUCAACAGCAGGCAGCUUUGCAGUCUAGUUACCAGUCUUCACAGCAAGCGAUUUAUCAGUUGCAGCAACAGCUGCAACUAAUGCAGCAGCAAACUAACCUAAAUCAGCAACCCCCAGCACAGGUUCCUAAACAGCAGGUUGGUUCACCUGCAGUGUCUUCAACCUGCAACUGGACAGAGCAUACGUCCCCUGAAGGUUUUAAGUACUACUACAAUAGCGUUACUCGUGAGAGUAAGUGGGAGAAGCCUGAAGAGUUUGUGCUGUAUGAGCAGCAACAGCAGAAACUGCUUUUGCUUCAACAGCACCAACAAAAGAUUGCAGCACAGCAACUGCAGUCACCACCACAGGGUCAGUCUCUUCCAUCCAUGCAACCGAUUCAACAACUUUCCCAGGCACAAGGACAAACACAAAUGCCGAUGAAACAGCAGGAAUUAAAUUACUCUCAAUUACAGGCAGCUGGUUCCAUUGACCCCAGCAGGAUUCAGCAGGGCAUUCAAGCUGCUCAAGAACGUGCUUGGAAAAGUUAGGGCAGCAGGUCAUGAUUACAAAGAGCUAGUCAAGACUCGGAAUUGAGCUGUCCCCGUGCUGUCCAUCUGUAACAACAGCUAGCCUGCAUAGCCAGGCGCCCAUCCCGAUCAGUGUAACUCUGGAUUUAGAUUAGACUGAUAUGUAGAUGGUAGAUCCUGUAUGUGUACAUCGUUGUGACCUAGGCCAUGUAUCCCUUGUUAGCGAUUCAUGUUCUCCAGCGGGUUGGUACUCCCACGCAGGAGCUGCCGGAGGUCGUUUCCUGGGUCCCAUUCGUUUGUGUUUUCCUUACCAUUGUGGCAUGAUUUGUGAUGUUCCGUGCGUCGUGGCAGUACAAUUGGCGCUGUGAUUGUUUUUGCU
Molecule: messenger RNA, 2556 nt
Organism: Setaria italica (foxtail millet)
Lineage: Eukaryota; Viridiplantae; Streptophyta; Magnoliopsida; Poales; Poaceae
Product: flowering time control protein FCA
Exons: 18
Coding region: 105-2198 (697 amino acids)
Cellular component (GO): ribonucleoprotein complex; nucleus; cytoplasm
Molecular function (GO): protein binding; mRNA binding
Source: RefSeq, a predicted model, not a curated record